AUGACUACACAACUAAGGUAUGAAAAUAACGAUGACGAUGAAAGAGUAGAAUAUAAUCUCUUUACCAAUAGAUCCACCAUGAUGGCAAAUUUUGAAGAAUGGAUCAAAAUGGCUACAGAUAAUAAAAUCAAUUCCCGAAAUAGUUGGAAUUUCGCAUUGAUCGACUAUUUUUAUGACUUGGACGUUUUGAAAGAUGGCGAGAAUAACAUCAAUUUUCAGAAAGCAUCUGCAACCUUGGAUGGGUGUAUUAAGAUUUACUCUUCGAGAGUUGAUUCAGUGACAACGGAAACAGGUAAGUUAUUGAGCGGGUUGGCACAAAGAAAGACGAAUGGGGCAUCUAACGGAGAUGACAGUAACGGGGGAAAUGGUGAAGGGCUUGGAGGUGACAGUGACGAAGCAAAUAUAGAGAUUGAUCCCUUAACUGGUAUGCCUAUAUCUAAUGAUCCUGAUGUGAAUAACACUAGGCGGAGAGUGUACAACAGAGUUUUAGAAACAACAUUGGUGGAGUUCGAAACGAUCAAGAUGAAAGAGCUAGACCAGGAAUUAAUAAUUGAUCCAUUAUUCAAAAAGGCCUUGGUUGAUUUCGAUGAAGGUGGCGCCAAGAGUUUAUUGUUGAACACAUUAAACAUAGACAACACUGCAAGAGUCAUUUUCGAUGCAUCAAUUAAGGAUACACAAAACGUAGGGCAAGGUAAACUUCAAAGGAAAGAAGAAGAAUUAAUUGAAAGAGAUAGUUUAGUAGAUGACGAAAAUGAACCUAGCCAGUCAUUGAUAAGUACUCGUAAUGACUCAACCGUAAAUGAUUCCGUUAUUAGUGCACCUUCCAUGGAAGAUGAGAUUUUAUCUCUUGGUAUGGAUUUUAUAAAAUUUGAUCAAAUUGCGGUGUGUGAAAUUUCAGGAUCGAUUGAGCAACUAAGGAACGUUGUCGAAGAUAUUAAUCAAGCGAAAGACUUUAUCGAAAAUGUUAACAACAGAUUUGAUAACUUCUUAACUGAAGAAGAAUUGCAAGCAGCUGUCCCAGAUAAUGCAGAAGAUGAUAGCGAUGGCUUUGAUAUGGGCAUGCAACAGGAGCUGUGCUAUCCAGAUGAAAAUCAUGACAAUACAUCACAUGAUGAACAAGAUGAUGAUAAUGUCAACAGUACCACAGGAAGUAUAUUCGAAAAAGAUUUGAUGGCAUACUUUGACGAAAAUCUAAAUAGAAACUGGAGAGGGAGAGAACAUUGGAAAGUACGAAAUUUUAAGAAAGCAAACUUAGUGAAUAAAGAAUCCGACCUGUUGGAAGAAACGCGAACUACUAUAGGAGAUACUACUGACAAAAACACAACGGACGACAAAUCGAUGGAUACGAAGAAGAAGCAUAAACAAAAAAAGGUUCUGGAAAUUGAUUUCUUCAAAACGGAUGAUAGUUUUGAAGACAAAGUCUUUGCCUCAAAAGGAAGGACAAAGAUUGACAUGCCGAUUAAGAACAGAAAGAACGACACACAUUAUUUACUGCCGGAUGACUUCCAUUUUUCCACUGAUAGAAUAACAAGAUUGUUCAUUAAACCGGGGCAGAAAAUGAGUCUGUUCAGUCAUAGGAAGCAUACCAGAGGCGACGUUAGUUCGGGGCUUUUUGAAAAAAGCACAGUUUCUGCCAACCAUUCAAAUAACGACAUUCCUACUAUUGCAGAUGAGCACUUUUGGGCGGAUAAUUACGAAAGGAAAGAACAAGAGGAAAAAGAAAAGGAGCAGUCUAAAGAGGUUGGUGAUGUGGUGGGUGGAGCGCUCGAUAAUCCGUUUGAAGAUGACAUGGACGGUGUUGACUUCAACCAAGCUUUCGAAGGAACAGAUGAUAACGAGGAGGCCAGUGUGAAACUUGAUUUACAGGAUGACGAAGAUCAUAAGUUCCCCAUUCGAGAAAAUAAAGUUACUUAUUCAAGAGUUUCGAAAAAAGUUGACGUAAGAAGAUUAAAGAAAAACGUAUGGAGAUCGAUCAACAAUUUGAUACAAGAACAUGACAGUAGGAAAAAUAGAGAACAAAGCUCUAAUGACAGUGAAACCCACACAGAAGAUGAAUCAACAAAGGAGCUCAAGUUUUCUGAUAUCAUUCAGGGUAUAAGUAAAAUGUAUUCGGAUGAUACACUAAAGGACAUUUCAACAAGCUUUUGUUUUAUAUGCCUUCUACACUUAGCCAAUGAGCAUGGGUUGCAGAUAACUCAUACCGAAAACUAUAAUGACUUGAUAGUGAAUUAUGAGGAUCUAGCGACAACACAGGCAGCGUCAUAG
Saccharomyces cerevisiae S288C is the source of this 2265-nucleotide messenger RNA. RefSeq names its product condensin subunit BRN1 (gene BRN1). The record is from RefSeq and is marked reviewed. Gene Ontology annotation, biological process: mitotic chromosome condensation. Gene Ontology annotation, cellular component: cytoplasm; condensin complex; nucleus. Lineage: Eukaryota; Fungi; Ascomycota; Saccharomycetes; Saccharomycetales; Saccharomycetaceae. The coding region runs from base 1 to 2265 and encodes 754 amino acids. The transcript has a single exon.